UCCCUUUCAUCCUCAUUCCAAGCAAAAAUCAACCUCCCUACCCAAAAAAUAUUAUAUUUUUCGUCGGUCCGAUUUUUUGGGCCAAAAAAAAAAAAGUUGGAAUACAAUGUCGAAUUUAAUCAAUAUAUCCCCAAGAAAAUUAAGGUCGGAUCUUUAUUCAUAUCAAGAUAUACCGGAUAUGCCCUUAGUGGUAUCGGUCUUAUCGGCCUUGAUCGAGCGACACAUGGCAAGAAACGAGAGGAUAAAUCGAAAUUGCAAAAGGGUAAUAAUGUCAAAAGACACAAGAACCCGAGUAUUUGAUGCCUAUGAAGCACCGGAUAUGACUAUACAAUCAUUUUUAGAACGUAUAUUUCGUUACACAAAAGCCGGACCAUCAGUUUAUGUGGUUGCCUAUGUAUAUAUUGAUAGAUUAUGCCAAAACUACCCCGGUUUCAAGAUUAGUCCUAGCAAUGUACAUAGACUUCUCAUUACUACUAUCAUGGUGGCUUCCAAAUAUGUUGAGGACAUGAAUUAUAGAAAUUCAUAUUUUGCAAGAGUAGGAGGAUUGACAACCAAGGAAAUGAACAAAUUAGAAGUGGAUUUUUUGUUUUUGAUGGGAUUUAAAUUACAUGUGAAUGUGAGUGUUUUUGAGAGUUAUUGUUGUCAUUUGGAAAGAGAAGUGAGUAUUGGUGGAGGAUAUCACAUUGAGAAGGCAUUGCGAUGUGCUGAAGAAAUCAAAAUUGGGCAAUGUGUUGAUAAGAGAUAUGGUCAAAUUGCUCGUAUUACUUUGUAAGAAGGAAAAAAUAUUGCAAUUUUGUGGAGUGUAGUGUAUAGUUUUUGUAUAUUUGUGUAGAAUUUCAUGUAUUUAUCUUGAGUGUUUUCAGAGUUUUUGCUCGAAGAAAUUGAAAGAGUGAAACAUACAAUGGAACAGGGGAUCAAUAAUGGUGUGGCCCCACUUUUCCUAUUACUAUCAUGGUUAAAAGAAAGAUUUUUACUUGACUAAA
Messenger RNA from Beta vulgaris subsp. vulgaris (sugar beet), 983 nucleotides. Its product is annotated as cyclin-U2-1. The record is from RefSeq and is a predicted model, not a curated record. The transcript is spliced from 2 exons. Gene Ontology annotation, molecular function: protein kinase binding. The coding region runs from base 107 to 772 and encodes 221 amino acids. Gene Ontology annotation, biological process: regulation of cyclin-dependent protein serine/threonine kinase activity. NCBI's taxonomy places the organism in Eukaryota, Viridiplantae, Streptophyta, Magnoliopsida, Caryophyllales, Amaranthaceae.